AUAAUUAUACUAAUUUUUCAAGUAUUUCUUAUAAAAAAAAAAAAAAAAAAUAAGUACGCAUUGACGUAUUUUUUUGCUCCGCAUUGCAACUUAAAUAAUAUUACUGUCAGUGUGAAGGAAGAUAAAAAUAAAAAAAUGGGCUCAGAACAAAGUUCACAAGGAGCUCAUGGAACUGGACGAUUUGGAGGACAAUCUCGAGGACAACUGAGACGUGGUAAAAGUGUACCCAGCCGUGAGCAUUUACCUGAUGACACAACGCCACGUUCAUCGAGUCCAGGACCUAGUAUUUGUUCUGAUUCGGAUCUGCCUUACAUAUCUUAUACUGUUAAUCAACCGAUUGGUGACUCUCCAAAGAUAUCAAAUAAACCAUCGCUAAUAAGAGGAAAAAGUUUUGGAAGCUCAGAAGUAACAAGACGUAAAUCUAGUUUAGGUUUGAGAAAAACUGCCGUUAAUUCGGUGAAGUCAACGUCAACAACAGCACACAAUAUUGUCGUUGUAAAACCAGCCAUAACUGAUCCUGAUACAGAUAAGGAUCCAGACUUAGUUAAAUUACAAAGUAUACCAAUGUUUCUACCAAUAAUGCGUGGUACACUUAAUUUACCACCAGGAGUACGUGAUCCUGAAAUAUUGGAACGACUUGAUCCUGUAGGAUUAUAUAAUUUAUGUGCUAGAUAUCAACAUCAUUUAAAUGCAAAUGCGCAAAUGAUUGCUAAUGAACAAAAUUCACUCUGUGUUAAUAUUGACAUUGAAAUAAAUAAAAUAAUGACACAAGCAGUUGAACGGCAAAAAAAAUUUGCCAAAUUUGCAGAACACAUGAACAAAGUUCAUGAACUUAGUAAACAAUUAACCAAGUGCCAUAUGCAAUUAAAUCAAACAUUAGAAAGUCUCGAGACACUCAAUAAUUUAUUACCUAUCAAAGAUCGUUUGGAACCUUUUGUUUGGACAACUGGAUAAUAAAAUAUAUUAAAUAUUAUUUUACGCUA
Molecule: messenger RNA, 983 nt
Organism: Cotesia glomerata
Lineage: Eukaryota; Metazoa; Arthropoda; Insecta; Hymenoptera; Braconidae
Gene: BORCS5
Product: BLOC-1-related complex subunit 5
Exons: 1
Coding region: 136-954 (272 amino acids)
Biological process (GO): organelle transport along microtubule; positive regulation of anterograde synaptic vesicle transport; lysosome localization
Cellular component (GO): cytoplasmic side of lysosomal membrane; synaptic vesicle membrane; BORC complex
Source: RefSeq, a predicted model, not a curated record